GAAUCGGUAUUAAUUAGGUGAUAACCUUUCAAUUUAUUGCUUUGACAUUUCAAGAUCUGCAAUUGGCUAGAUUUUUAGUUUUUCUGUGUUUAUAUUGCGUUAUAUGUCUCUCUAGUGUUAUAGUUCUAUUGUGAUGGCAUAGGGUAAGAUUGAAUGCUUUUGGUAGAUUUCAGUCAAAAUUGUGAAGCUGGAUGCUUUUGUUUAUGUAUGCAGGAGGUUUCAGUUAGCGCUUUCUAAGAACAGGAAGAAAGAGAAUCUGUUUGCAAAUCGGGUCUUCGAUAUUUUUGAUGAUAAGCGCAAGAGAGUGAUUGAUUUUGGUGAUUUUGUCCAAGCACUCAAUGUAUUCCAUCCUAGUGCCCCACAAGAAGACAAGAUUGACUGCAAAGCAGAUGUCAAUUGCACAGUUAUGUGAAUCUGAGAUGAAGUUGACCGAUGAAAACGUUGAGGCAAUACUUGAUAAGACGUUCGUGGACACUGAUGUUGAUCAGGACGGAAAGAUAGAUAGAAGUGAGUGGCAGAACUUUGUUUCAAGGAAUCCAUCAUUAUUGAAGAUUAUGACCCUUCCUUAUCUCAGGGACGUAACGGACAUUCCCGAGCUUUGUUUUCAGUUCUUCUGAAGUUGCAAAACCUAGGAAAGAUGAUGCUCUAUUUUAGUGAUUUAACUCGGUUGGUUUUUGGUUUGACAAAAGUAGCUGUGUGUAAAGGAUGCUGAUUUUUCCCUUUAUGGAUGUAAGGCUAUAGCUGUCUAGAUCAAUUCGUGUAGCAGCUGAAUACGAUUAUGAUUAGGAAUGUUAGUCUAACACCCACUCUGGUGCGACUGAGCAUUAUUUCUGCAGCGCUGAGGUGGAGUCCGGUAUAUCUAAGCUAAAAUUACGGAAAGAGUCAAGUGUAUAUAUAAAGGUGACAUUGUGGUAUGGUAUAUAAGGUUGGUUCUAAUCACCUUUUAUUCA
Messenger RNA from Tripterygium wilfordii, 950 nucleotides. Its product is annotated as calcineurin B-like protein 1. The transcript is spliced from 5 exons. Gene Ontology annotation, molecular function: kinase binding; calcium ion binding. Bases 339 to 617 code for a protein of 92 amino acids. Lineage: Eukaryota; Viridiplantae; Streptophyta; Magnoliopsida; Celastrales; Celastraceae. The record is from RefSeq and is a predicted model, not a curated record. Gene Ontology annotation, biological process: calcium-mediated signaling.